CGCGGUCAGUUGUCAACUGGACAUUAUUAUAUCGAAUCGUGCGCAUCCGCGCGAUCAAACAUGGCCGCUCGUGUCAGCGAACAAUUAUUGUGCAUUACUUUGAUGUUUAUAUUAAUUGUGCAUAUUGAAACGUUGUCCGGAAAAGAAUUCUAUUGCAGAGACCCCGAUACCGGCAAACUACACGAUGUGAACACGACAUGGCCGUCUGAAACAUUUUGUGGUAAUUACACGUGUAAACUUAGGAAAAUAAACUUAACUGAGACCCAAUAUGCACCUAUAAGACAAAUAAACGUAAAUGAUGUUCCUAUAUAUAAAAUGACUGAUAUUAAAAUGAACAAUAACGAUAUUGUUCCAAACGAUGAAUCUCAAGUAGUUAAACAAACAACCGAGACCGAUACAAAGGUUGUUCUUAAUAAAAAAGAUAAACCACAAAUCGUAAAAAAUAAUAUACUUGAAAAAACUGGUGACGGAACUGAUAGACUAUUAAAUAAAAAAGAGAUAAAAACAAUAUCUGAAUUAUUACACGAUGUAAAGAGAAGCGAUUUGGAGGCUAUACUGGAUAUUUACAAUUUAGCUCAAGAUUUAUAUAAAGAAAUGGAUAGAACAACGAACGCUAACAUUAUAGAAGAGACAGCAGAGGCAAUUAAACAACAGAAGGGCAAAGAAAUAGGGAAAAAUGCAAACGUGUCUGUUAUAAAAAAUCAAUACGUAGACAAUUCUUUGAAGGUCAACAGUGAACCAAAAGAAGUGUUAGAUAUGGACUUUCAAACAUCAAAUAUUGUACAAACUACCGUGCCUCCAAGAAAAGGUAACGCCCAUUACGAUUUUGGAGGAAAUUUAGGAACCAAGGAUUUCGGAAGGCUCCCGUAUUACUAUCCAUUGUCGAGUUUCCAACGUCAAUAUUCAUAUUACAAUCCAUCUUAUACUUUUUCUCAAUAUAUGCACAAUUUGAAGCCAUGCACACAUCAAGCAGCUAGUACAACUAAAAGUACUCCAGUAGGUUUACCUAGUUAUGGUAAUGUAAUCAAAAAACCUUUUGCUAUCGAUAGCCGUAAAUCCAUGCAACCUUUACUAUUGUCUUAUCCGUAUUCUUAUAUUCAACAUUAUAAUACUAGCGGUUAUGCAAAUAAUGUAUAUUACAAAAAUCCAUGGAAUCAUUUUGAUGUAUACAAACAAAGCAUGAAUUAUCAACCUUAUUAUGUAGCUAAGCUAAGCAACCCACAAUUUAUUAAGGCCGAACCAAAUAAUGUUAAAGUUACUAAUGAAAAGUCAAACAGUGGAGACUUACUAGAUACCUUAUUGUUGAAAACUAAAGUGGAAAGUAACAGUAGUCCAGGGUGGCAAACAAAACCUUUAUCGCGCAAUAUAUUAGAUGAAGUAAAAGCAAAUUUUGAACAGAAAUCUAUGUUUAUAAAGCCAAUUUCAUUGAGGAAAAAGAUUAAUUUAGAGAGAGUUGGUAAAGUUAUAAAAUUAGACGAUUUGAAUAGAAAUAGAAGGAGUAUAGAAGAGGAGAAAACAGACGCUGAUGAUUACGAAGCAUACCUCGAAAAAACAACAUGUAAAUCAGACGAAGACCCUGGCUAUUUCCGUGUGGGGAACCUCACGGAACCCUACCCAGCUUGCUGCCCACAAAGGAUAAAUAGUUGAUAAUUUAUAAUUAUAAGUAGAAUUAAAAAUAUAUGUAAGGCUUUUUUUACUCAACAAA
Messenger RNA from Galleria mellonella (greater wax moth), 1705 nucleotides. RefSeq lists its product as uncharacterized. The transcript has 3 exons. The record is from RefSeq and is a predicted model, not a curated record. Lineage: Eukaryota; Metazoa; Arthropoda; Insecta; Lepidoptera; Pyralidae. The coding region runs from base 61 to 1647 and encodes 528 amino acids.